AGAGUCUCCCUGGAGGCGGAAGCGGCUUCUGUUGCGCGCUGCUGAGAGUGGGAUCUGGGCUCCGCAUCCUGCCCGCGGCGUGCAUGAUGCGGCUGGGCUCUGGAACCUUCGCUGCUUGUUGCGUAGCGAUCGAGGUGCUCGGGGUCGCGGUGUUCCUUCGGGGAUUCUUCCCAGCUCCGGUCCGUUCCUCUGCCAAUACCCGGCACCAAGCAGAGCUCCCGGCGCCGGAACCCUCGGCUGGAGCCAGUUCUAACUGGACCAAGCUCCCGCCACCUCUCUUCAGUAAAGUUGUUAUUGUUCUGAUAGAUGCCUUGAGAGAUGAUUUUGUGUUUGGGUCAAAGGGUGUGAAAUUUAUGCCCUACACAACUUAUCUUGUGGAAAAAGGAGCAUCUCACAGCUUUGUGGCUGAAGCAAAGCCACCUACAGUUACUAUGCCUCGAAUCAAGGUGUUCAGCCUAGUGAGAGUGACUUUGACAUACGUAGUACUUUACCUAAGAACUGUGGUAAAGAAAAAAGCAUUGAUGACAGGAAGCCUCCCUGGCUUUGUUGAUGUCAUCAGGAACCUCAAUUCUCCUGCGCUGCUGGAAGACAAUGUGAUAAGAAAGGCAAAAGCAGCUGGGAAAAGAAUAAUUUUUUAUGGAGAUGAAACAUGGAUUAAAUUAUUCCCAAAACACUUUGUGGAAUUUGAUGGAACAACCUCAUUUUUUGUUUCAGAUUACACAGAGGUGGAUAAUAAUGUCACAAGGCAUUUGGAUAAAGUAUUAAGAAGAAGUGAUUGGGACAUGUUAAUCCUCCACUACCUGGGACUGGACCACAUCGGCCACAUUUCCGGACCCAACAGCCCCCUGAUUGGGCACAAGCUCAGUGAGAUGGAUAGCAUCCUCAUGAAGAUUCAUACCUCACUGCUGGCAAAGGAGAGAGAGACAGUUUUACCCAGUUUGCUGGUUCUUUGUGGUGAUCAUGGCAUGUCUGAAAUGGGAAGUCAUGGGGCUUCUUCCACAGAAGAAUUGAAUACAGCUCUGAUUUUCAUCAGUUCUGCAUUUGAAAGGAAACCUGGUGAUAUCCGACAUCCAAAGCACGUCCAGCAGAUUGAUGUGGCUGCAACAUUAGCAAUAGGACUUGGGUUGCCAAUUCCAAGAGACAGUGUAGGGAGUCUUAUAUUCCCAAUUGUAGAAAGAAAGCCAAUGAGAGAACAACUGAGAUUUUUACAUUUAAACACAGUACAGCUUAGCAAAUUGUUGAAAGAGAAUGUACCAUUGUAUGAAAAAGAUCCUGGAUUUGAGCAAUUUAAAAUGUCGGAAAGGUUGCAUGGGAACUGGAUUAAACUAUACUUGGAGGAAAAUAAUUCAGAAGUCCUUUUCAACCUGGGGACCAAGGUUCUCAGGCAGUACCUCGAUGCUCUGAAGAUGCUGAGUCUGUCCCUGAGCACGCAAAUGGCCCAGUAUGACAUCUACUCAAUGAUGGUGGGGACUGUCGUGGUUUUGGAGGUUCUUGCUCUGCUCCUACUCAGCAUCCCACAGGCGCUGCACAGAAAGGCUGAGCUGGAAGUUCCACUGUCAUCUCCUGUGUUUUCUCUGCUUUUCUAUUUGAUGUUCCUGGUUCUUUCAGCCCUUCAUGUCAUUGUAUGCACCUCAGCUGAGAGCUCAUGCUACUUCUGUGGCCUCUCAUGGCUGGCAGCAGGUGGAGUGAUGGUGUUGAUUUCUGCACUACUUUGUGCGAUUGUGUCUGUUCUGACCAAGAUGUUCUUCAGUGGAAAUCUCUCAAAUAAGACUCCAUCUCAUCCCAACUCAAAGUGGUCAGAGUUAGAUCAUCUUAUCUUGUUAGGGACGGUGGGCCACGUUUUGAGUCUGGGUGCCAGCAGCUUUGUGGAGGAGGAGCAUCAGACCUGGUACUUCCUUGUUAACACCCUGUGUCUAGCUCUGAGUCAAGAAACCUAUAGAAACUACUUUCUGGGAGACAACAGUGAGCCUCAGCAUCACUUCCCUAUGGAGCAAGGGUUGGAUGGUGCUGCCUCAGCAUUGAAGACCAGGACUGGCGGUGAUGGGACAGAGCGGGACAAUGGGCAUGGGAGCCCCUUUCUCUCUGAAGUACUCGAGGGCCAUGAGAAAUGGAUGGUGCUGGCAAGCCCAUGGCUGAUACUAGCCUGCUGCCGGCUGCUGCGCUCCCUAAACCAGACAGGUGUGCAGUGGGCCCACCGGCCUGACCUGGGCCACUGGCUCACCAGCUCUGAUCACAAAGCUGAGCUUUCUGCCCUGGCUGCCCUCUCCCUCCUUGUGAUUUUCAUGUUGGUACAGAGGGGGUGCUCCCCCAUGUCCAAGGCAGCCCUGGCACUGGGGCUGCUGGGUGUCUACUGCUUCAGGGCAGCCAUUGGGAGUGUGCUGUUCCCAUGGCAACAGGACAACAAGGACAUUUCAAAGGGUAUUAUAGAAGCUCGUUUUGUUUAUGUCUUUGUCCUUGGCAUUCUGUUCACGGGCACCAAAGACUUACUUAAAUCCCAAGUCAUUGCUGCAGACUUCAAAAUCAAGACUGUAGGUUUAUGGGAGAUAUAUAGUGGAUUAGUUCUCCUGGCAGCUUUGCUCUUUAGACCACAUAAUCUUCCGGUGUUAGCAUUUAGUCUCUUGAUUCAGACGGUAAUGACUAAAUUCAUCUGGAAGCCCUUGAGACAUGAUGCUGCUGAGAUCACUAUCAUGCAUUAUUGGUUCGGUCAAGCAUUCUUCUAUUUUCAGGGCAACUCCAACAAUAUCGCCACCGUGGACAUCUCUGCAGGCUUUGUGGGCUUAGACACCUACAUGGAGAUCCCAGCCAUGUUCCUGACCGCGUUUGGGACGUAUGCAGGGCCUGUGCUGUGGGCCAGCCACUUAGUGCACUUCCUGAGCUCUGAAACAAGCAGUGGUUCAGCACUGAGUCAUGCUUGCUUCUGCUACGCGUUGAUUUGUUCUAUUCCAGUUUCUACAUACAUCAUUUUGGUGACAUCCCUGCGUUAUCAUUUAUUUAUAUGGAGCGUAUUUUCUCCAAAACUUCUCUAUGAGGGAAUGCAUCUUCUCAUUACAGCUGCUAUCUGUGUAUUCUUCACAGCCAUGGAUCAAACCAGACUCACAGAGACUUAAACUAAUCUGGACACUAGGAAAAUAAUAUAUUUUUAAAGUCUGUUUACUCAUGAAUUCGAAUGUGGAAAAAUCUGUUUAAUGCAAUAUCAUUCAAAAAAGAAAGAUAUGAAUUCUACAAAAUUGAUGAAUAAUUUUUUUAACUGCUGUUCCUGAUUUCAGAUUAAAUAGUAAGUAGUUUAAUGAAAGGUCACUUUAAAAUACUUAGAGUUUGCAUCAUAUUUUCCCUAUUGACAGCCACUCCAGAAACUUCUGAACUUUUCAUUUUCUCUGGAUAAAUUAUGACAUGACCCAAAUAUGUGUGUUUAAAUGAACGAAUGUGAAUGUCGCCUCUGUCAGAGAGCACAGGAGCUCCAGGAGGUGGCACAGCUGAGACUAAGGUCUCCUCAGGGAGCUCAGGGCUCUCACAAUCCUCGAGACCAUGGACGGCUCCAAGGAUCUUAGGUUUGUGGCAUAUAGAUGUAACAUUUUAAAGAAAAAUUGCUUUAUUUCCCAACAAAAAUACUUUGUAAGAAGGACAACAUUGUUUAACAUUUUUGCAAAUCUCUUUAAUGUCUGGCUUAAUUGAAGACAAUUGGAUUCUGUAUUUAAUCUGUUGUUAUGUGUGCUUGGUUGAAGUAUAAGAAGAAAAGAAACCUCACACAGGUAUGUAGUUGGUACAAGGAGGAGUAUUUUCAUGUCAUUUUUCUGGUCAUUAUGGAACUUCUUGAUACCAACACCAGACCUGGACAAAUGGUAGUUUCUUAAAGUUCAGUUGGAUAAAAAGAAGAGAAAUGAGUGCAUGUAAAAAUUGGUGAAAUUCUACUGAGGAUUGUACCCAAAUCAUUUUGCUGGUUUUGACAAUGUUCUGUGGCUAUGUAAGAUAUGGUCACUAGGGAAAGCCAAGUGAAGGGUCAUGGAACCCUCUUUAUUAUUUUUACAACUUCUUGUGAGUCUUAAACUAUUUCAAAAUUAAAGUUAUUUUUAAAAAAGAUUAGUUGCAAUGUGGAAUCUGAAAUUGUGUCAAUGAAUUUUCAUGCCAUGAUGCAAUAAAACCCCCGAUCUGUCUUGCAUCUAGAUCUUUAACCCAGAUGUGAUUCUGUAAAUCUGCAUUAUUGUUUGGCUAAUAACAGUUCACUGAGUUAUAUAGAUAUUUAAAUGUCAAUGUAGUUCAUUAUUCAAUACCAGAAUCAUUUGUUAUAUCGCCACCAGUCUUGUCAGAAGUCUUUAAUGAGUUU
Molecule: messenger RNA, 4321 nt
Organism: Carlito syrichta (Philippine tarsier)
Lineage: Eukaryota; Metazoa; Chordata; Mammalia; Primates; Tarsiidae
Gene: PIGG
Product: phosphatidylinositol glycan anchor biosynthesis class G
Exons: 14
Coding region: 84-3107 (1007 amino acids)
Biological process (GO): GPI anchor biosynthetic process
Cellular component (GO): endoplasmic reticulum membrane
Source: RefSeq, a predicted model, not a curated record